AUGGCCGCUGACAAGCCCAAGUACGACUACAAAUGGGAUACGAAAGAAGUGAAACCAAAAUGGGAAGCUUUCAUGAAAUUCGGUGCAGCCACCGCCACAGAAAUGACCGGAAAAAAUUUCGACAAGUGGCUAAAGGAUGCUGGUGUUCUCGAUUCGAAAAACAUCACGACAACAAUGACUGGAAUAGCGUUUAGUAAAGUGGCUGGACCAAAGAAGAAGGCGACGUUCGAAGAGACGAAGAAAGUGCUCGUCAAUGUGGCCGAAGAUCGAGCACGACAAUCGAAAGCCACUGUUCAAGAUGAAUUGGAUGCUAUCUGUGAAAAAUUGGCCGCUCUUGAAGCUCCAACCCUAAACUCCGCCUCAAAGUCCGAUGCUAAUGGAGUGUACAGUCGAUUGACAGACCACACCAAAUACACUGGUGCCCACAAGGAACGAUUCAACACCGAUGGAAGUGGCAAAGGAAAGGCCGGACGAGUUGACGCUGUUGAAAGCAGCGGAUACGUUGGCGCUUACAAAAAUAAAGACACCUACGACAAGGUUCAUGGAAAACAA
Messenger RNA from Mesorhabditis belari, 552 nucleotides. The record is from the annotation of a GenBank genome assembly. Lineage: Eukaryota; Metazoa; Nematoda; Chromadorea; Rhabditida; Rhabditidae.